GUCAGUCCAACAAGUAGGUCUAAGUGGUGAGGAGUGGGACGAUCAUUGUCGUGCACCUGACACCAUGGAUGACUACCCUAUGCACGAUCUGCUCGUGGGGUUCGCCCUCUGGGGGACCCUCUGGCGUCGUCUCUUUCCGUUGGGGUUUUGGAAUACCUUUACAUGUAGAGUAGAGACCAGGGGUGGUGUUAGCACCACUCCAUACACGAAGGAUCAGGAGGAGGAGGCUGCGAGGAUCUUGGCCGAGCAGAAGGUUAAGAAGGAGAAGAAGGAUGUCGUCAAGCAGGCCAAGAAGUUGGCCUUAUUGCAGGAGCAGGCCGCGAAAAGAAAGAAGUUGGAGGAGCUAGAAAGGGUGAAAAAGGAGGAGGAAGAAAAACUGAAAACAGUGGAGGCAGAAGAAGAAGAAGAAGAAGAAGAAGAAGAAGAAGAAGAGAAAAAGGUAGAGGAGGAAGUUCCCCUGAUCAGAAAGAGUUUCAAGGACAGAGGGGAGUCCAGUGGCAUGAAGGAGGAGAGGGGCCCGUGGUUGGAAAAGAAGGUGUCAGAGUGGGUCGCCAAUCUAUCCUUGGGAGAAGAGGAGGAGGCGAUGUUAUAUGUCUUGGAGAAGCAGAGAGAAGCUAACUUCAAGAUCAACGCGAAGAAGUGUGAGUGGGCCAAGACACAAGUCUUAUACUUGGUCCACGUCUUAGAUGGAGAUGGCAUAAAGUCUGAGGACAGUAAGAUAACAACGAUCAGAGAUUGGCCAACGCCCCGCACAUUGACGGAAUUGCGGUCGCUCUUAGGCCUAGCUAACUAUUGCAGGAAGUUCGUGAGGAACUUCUCCACUAUCACCGCACCCCUUCGCAGGUUGUUGAAGAAAGAAGCAAUCUGGGAGUGGGAUAGAGACUAUAUGUCGGCCCUAAAGAAGUUAAAAAGGGCCUUGAUAGAGUAUCCAGUCCGCAAGGUAGCCGAUUCGUCUUUGCCUUUUGUCGUCACCACUGACGCAAGUCAGUAUGGUAUAGGUCUUGUGCUACAGCAAGAUGAUGGAAAUGGCUAUAAACCCGUAGCGUUCAUGUAUGCUAGGAUGCCUUCAGAGAAGGUAGCAACAUCUACCUAUGAGAGGGAACUCUACGCUCUCAGGCAGGCACUAGAUCACUGGAAGCAUUACUUGCUUGGGAGGCACUUCAAAGUGUAUUCAGACCACGAGACAUUGAGGUGGCUGAAGACGCAGGCCAAGAUGACACCUAAGCUUAUAGAUCAGUUUGACUUUGAACUCAAGCCGGUUAAAGGGAAGUAUAAUGUAGUCGCCGACGCUCUAAGUAGAAGAGCUGAUUACUUUGAAGCGAUAGUUCAUUAUCUGGACAUAGGGAGAGACCUCCAACAGAAAGUUAAGGAAGCCUAUGCGCAGGACCCUAUUUACAACGAUCUCCUCAAAAGAGUCAGGAUCCAGAGACUGAACCGGAUUGCCACACUGCAGAUGGCUUACUGUUUGAGAAGACUAACGUAACUAGAGACAAGGGGUGGCGUUAGUACCACUCCCUACACCAAGGAGCAGGAGGAGGAGGCUGAGAGAAUCCUGGCUGAGCAGAAGGCCAAGAAGGAGAAGAAGGAGGUUGUAAAGCAGGCUAAGAAGUUGGCCUUAUUGCAGGAGCAGGCCGCGAAAAAGAAGAAGUUGGAGGAAGAGUUAGAGAGGUUGAAAAAGGAAGAGGAAGAAAAGGUGAAAGCGGUGGAGGUAGAAGAAGAAGAAGAAGAGAAAAAGGGGGAAGAAGAAGUACCCCUGAUUCGAAGAAGUAUCAGGGAAAGAGCAGAGUCAAGUGGUACGAAGAAGGGGGAUUCCUGGCUGGAGAAGAAGGUCUUUGAAUGGGUUGCUAGACUUUCUCUAGGAGAAGAGGAGGGGGCGAUGUUGUAUGUUCCCAGGGAAGAACAGGAGGCGGUUGUUAAGGAGUUAGAAGCCGAGGAAGAUCCUCUCAAACGACAGACAAUAGAGGAGGGGAAAAAGUUGUUAUGGAAGCCGUGUCUAACCAGGGAAAGGAAGAAGAGGAUGGAGGCGGCAAGUAAGGCGGCAAAAGAACUAGAGGAGGUGAAACAACUAAGGGUGCAGAUGGAGGCACAGGCGGGUUGGCAGGGAGAAAUGGAAGUGAUGGCGAGAAACAUAGAACGCCUGGCGCAGGCUCAGGAGGAGCAGUACCAAUUUGGAAGGAGUCAGGAUAUAGCCGUGUGAUCGAUACAAUUGGGGUUUCAGGAGUUCGCACACGAAAUGUUAAUGCACGUGGGCUCAGAAGUACAGACGAGGUUAGAGGGCACAAAGCGAUUCUGCACAAGUGCC
Messenger RNA from Chara braunii, 2302 nucleotides. The record is from the annotation of a GenBank genome assembly. Lineage: Eukaryota; Viridiplantae; Streptophyta; Charophyceae; Charales; Characeae.